AUGUCUAACUCCACUCUUAGCCCAAGAUUCCCAAUCCAUGCCCCUCCGCACAUUCUACAACUCCUAGCGCGCCUCCACACCCUCUCCUUAGCCCAAGAAGGCGAAAUCGAACAAGCAAAAGAUGGCCUGAUUGAGCUGCACAAAAAGGACCCCAUCGAAGGCGGAAAAGCCCUGAAAGAGCUCAUGUCAAACAAAUUCGUUGCACUUGAAAAAGAAAAAUGCGAGUUCGUCUACCAGCUCAUCUUGGCCACCGGUGCAAAGAAUGUUGUUGAGGCGGGCACCAGCUACGGGGUUAGUACGAUUUACCUCGCUCUGGCAGUUGGAGAGAAUUCUCCAGAUGGAAGGGUUAUUGCUACUGAGCAUGAGCCUGAGAAGGUCCGCAGGGCAAAAGAGUAUUGGGCUGAGGCUGGCGAGGUUGUCACGAAGUACGUCGAUAUCAGACAGGGGGAUCUACUCUGGACAUUGCAGCAGGACGUGCCCACAAUUGAUCUUUUACUUCUAGACAUCUGGACCCCACUCGCCCUGCCGACGUUGAAAUUGCUGCAGCCUCAUAUGAGACGGGGCACGGUUAUUGUCACCGACAACACAGUGUCGGCUUCGGCAUUGUAUGGAGAGUUUCUUCAGUAUUUGAAUGACCCCGAUAGUCCUUUCAGAUCUUUGACUGUGCCGUACUCUGGCGGACUCGAACUUUCUGUAUACUUGCCGUGA
Messenger RNA from Aspergillus puulaauensis, 708 nucleotides. RefSeq names its product O-methyltransferase. Lineage: Eukaryota; Fungi; Ascomycota; Eurotiomycetes; Eurotiales; Aspergillaceae. Gene Ontology annotation, molecular function: O-methyltransferase activity. The coding region runs from base 1 to 708 and encodes 235 amino acids. The record is from RefSeq and is a predicted model, not a curated record. The transcript is spliced from 2 exons.